Molecule: messenger RNA, 3324 nt
Organism: Xenopus laevis (African clawed frog)
Lineage: Eukaryota; Metazoa; Chordata; Amphibia; Anura; Pipidae
Gene: hps4.L
Product: HPS4, biogenesis of lysosomal organelles complex 3 subunit 2 L homeolog
Biological process (GO): vesicle-mediated transport; protein targeting; melanosome assembly
Cellular component (GO): BLOC-3 complex; cytoplasmic vesicle; lysosomal membrane
Molecular function (GO): guanyl-nucleotide exchange factor activity; small GTPase binding
Source: RefSeq, marked provisional
AAAGAAACUCUUUUAACUGCUUUAGGAGGGGACUGCUGGGCAACCAGUCAUUGUAAAGGCCAAAUAAGCCCCAGUUUAAAGCAGAAGCCUACACGUCAGCAUUGCAGAUGUUCCUUUGUGAUUACUUUCCCAGUUGGUAACAACCUUUUUUUUUUUUUCUAUUGCAGAUGCACAAUAGCCAGUAGAAUCUAUACCAUGGCUCAGGAAUUCUGAAUGAACUUUGGCUGGUAAAAGCCAUGGCAUCCUCUAUUCCUACUGAACACAGGCCAGCAUCAUGGUUGAAUUAUUUCUUUCUUUACGAUGGAUCAAAGGUGAGAGGUGAAGGUGAUCCCACCAGUGUUGGUAUAAAUUACUUCUACCCCACACAGGUGUUGUCCGUUGUAUGACUGAGAUCACCAACUCUUCUCCCAACCUUAUACGACUACGCAAACUGAAAUUUGCCAUUGUCGUUGAUGGGGACUAUUUGUGGGCUCUUGGGUGUUCAGUAGAUGUUGCAGAUGUCAGUUGCAAGCACUUCUUACAAGAACUAAUUGGACUGUUCCUGUUCUAUAAUGGACCUUUGCGGGAUGCCUAUGAGGUCCGUUCACAGGCUGAGCUAAGCAACGAAUGGAAUCUUUACAUUGAAUUCAUUCAGAACACCAGCACCGACCUACACAGGAUCUUCAAUUCCCUGAGUCAUCUUGAUAAAACUAAAGUAGACCCUCUCCUAUUGCUGAAAGCUGCCCUCAUUUUGCAGACCUGUCAGAGAUUUCCUUACAUCCUAGCUGGCUGCAUUCUCUACAAAAAUCAUAUAGUGAGUACCCAGCUGCCCCCUUCAAUCACUUCCAAGAUAUUGAUUCAGAGGGUUGGUCUUGUUCAAAGUCCAUCAUCUGUGAACAAUCAGGAUGCAGAGUUACCCCAGGAUGUCUGUAUGAUCCCUGUAUUUGUAAUUGAAAAUGAAAUAACUUCACUUCGCCACUACCCUGCCGAGUGGAUGACAAGAAUGCCCACACCUUCAAGAACAUUGUCAACGCUUGGCAAAAAAGCUGCAGGAAACCAGUUCCCAGUCUCAGAGGAUGGUACUCAGGAAGGAAUAACUGGAGGCGGGGAAUCUUUUCCAGUGCACCUUCCAAAAGAAGAGACUCCAAUACAUGGAGCAGAUGCAGGUUUACUCGUUGACAAGAGUGUAGAAUUGCCCUUCCUAAGCUUAAUGACAGACAGCCCAAUGCAAUGUUCAUCACCAUUAAACCAGGAAAGGACCAGGCAAUCCAAGGAACCAAAAUCAUCUGGUGGUAACCCAGUAAAAGCACACAGUGAUAUCAACUCUUCCCUGUAUAAUUUGGUCCUAAUUGUUCCGAAGCAGAAGGCUAUAUCAGAAGAGACAGAGGAUAAUAACGACAUUAACCGAGAGCGUUUAUCUACCGGUAGCUUUGCAACGUGUGAUUCUGUGAUGGAAUUUGAGACUAAAGAGGAUGGACUGGAAACAUUUGAGGACUAUGUUCCAGUGUCUCUGAAAGAUAAUACCAGUACUGAAGACCAAACAGAUAGUUGUGAACAGUCCAUACUGUUAGGGAAGCCUGAAAGUGUCAGUGACCGAAAAGACAACACAGAAUUUAAUACCAACGACAGCACCUUAGACAAAAGUUCACCAUCAAGUCAAACAACAGAUAUCGGUUUUUCACCAAAGGUUUUUGGGGUGACAGACUGGUCAUUACUUGUCAGCUCAACCCAGUCAUCUGACAGCACACAACUGGUACAGAUGAUGUUAUAUGUCCAUAAUGUUAAAGGCUUAGUGUUGGCUCUCUUGGCAGAAUGUCCUUUCCAACAUGACAAGGCCUCAAUUCAGGAUGUGUAUGACAGCACCUUGGCUUCUCUCAAUGGCCUAGAAGUUCAUCUUAAAGAGACUUUGCCAGUCAACAACAAUAAUCUUACAAAGAGCAGCUACAGCUUUACCCAUUAUGAUCCUAUUCAGCAUAUUCUCACUGCCAACCUCCCGUCUGUUUCAAGCACGCAUGACCGCCACUUCCUCCGAGCUGCCACUCUGAUACAUUCCGACUUUAGUCAACAUCAGUCUUUCCAGGAAAUGACAGUAAGAAAUGCAGCCUCUGCCGUCUAUGGCUGCCAAAGUGCUGUCCAUGAGACCUACUUCCAGCAGCUGGCACCACCUAUAAGGAACUCUGGAGUCCCUGACCCACAGGACAAUGCAUUCUUCUUAUCCAGCAAGGCAAAGCAAAAACUACUGAAACAUGGUCUUAACCUGCUGUAAUAUCAUUCUGCUGAUUUGACUUUGUAGACUUAAGAAAAUAAAUACUGAGUUAAGUUGGCCAUACAGAGGCCGAUAAAAGCUGCUGGCAGACCGAGUCGGCAGCUUAUUGGACGUGUAUGGGGCCCUCCGAUCGAUAUGUGGCCAAAAGUCGGGCAGAUGUCGAUCGGAAGGGACUAAAAAUCACGUUGGAUCGCGGACCACAUCUGUUCGUUGAUGUGGUCCCACAAUCUGACCACCCGUUUACACAUCAUUAUGAUCCGAAAGUUGGGCCCUAGGGCCCAUAAUCGGAUCAGCCCGAUAUUGCCCAACUCAAGGUAGGCAUAUCGGGAGAGAUCCCUGACACCGCCCAAACUAACGGAUCAGUCUGUGUAUGGCCACCUUAAGAAAGGAAAGCCACUGCCAGUAACUCUACAGACACAACUCUGCUGUUUAUGCUUCGUUCCACUAGGCAGGAGACCCACUUUAUUUUUUAUUGUUCUAUGGAUUGUGAAAUAAUAUAUGAACCUCUGCUGGCCAGGAGGAUACCGUUCUAUUCCCCAACAAUAAUGCACUGCAUGCAGAGAAGAGGCCUCCUCCUGCAUUUUAAAUCACUCACUUGUUCCCUGGCUCUGCCAAACCGUCUGAGCUCAGCAUUGAUGUUUAAUGUAUAGUUUUAUUUUAGUUCACGUUCUUUAUUAUCUUUCAUCUUUUAAUUUGCAUAUGCAAACGACAUAACGGCACACCUUCCUUUACAGAUAAUUCACAGUACAGGUUGUUUUUUUUUGUGAUCACAUCGGUAAGCCAAUCAUUUCAUCUAUAUUUUAGAUGUCCAUAGACAGUCCAUUCAUCUAAUGACCCUAAUUGAAUUUGUCAAAUCCAAGCUGUUGAAUGACUGUAUUUGAAUGCGAACAAUAAAGCCAAUGAUUUAAUUAGGCAAGGUGUCAUGCAAGCUAGUUUCACUUAACACCCUAAAGGGUGUCUCCCAAAUGUCAUACCGUAGCUGGCUGAAAGGAGCAUUAAAGGGUAAAAACACUCAUCACCUUACUGUGAAAACAACCAUUUUCUCUAUAACAAAUAAAUCUGGUUGAAAAGGUUAAAAA